This is a messenger RNA of Cladocopium goreaui, 440 nucleotides long. NCBI's taxonomy places the organism in Eukaryota, Dinophyceae, Suessiales, Symbiodiniaceae. The record is from the annotation of a GenBank genome assembly.
AAUCAGAAGUGUCAUGUGCUGCAAGGAUAUAACGUAUGUCUUUGAACCUUGCUACAAGUGGCUGGAAUUGCCUUGGUAAAGGUGUCCUUGACAUGGUGCGAAGCCUUCGAAAUCGAGAGGUGAAAGAUGCUGCAGCCGAGGCUUCGACUUCGCCUCCGGUGACGGACGACGUGGCUGCCGUGGAUGCCGUGGACGCCGGUCCGGGUCCGCCGCUGGAGGCGAAACCAGAGGAGCCACAAGGCGAAGAGGUCCUGGUUGGCCACACUGCGAUGGAUCUGGUGGCCUUGGGUCAGCGCGCCGACAAAGAGCAGUGCGCUGCUGAGGAGGAGAAGUUGCCUUGCCUCUCCCGCUGCCGGGCACGGGAACACAGGUGCGAUGGUACGGUGCGAUGGUACGAUUCGAGGUGCGGUGGAAUGAUACAGUGGCAGGUGCGAUGGUAG